Messenger RNA from Acanthaster planci (crown-of-thorns starfish), 2740 nucleotides. It is a transcript of the gene gtf2f2, whose product is annotated as general transcription factor IIF subunit 2. Gene Ontology annotation, cellular component: transcription factor TFIIF complex. The record is from RefSeq and is a predicted model, not a curated record. NCBI's taxonomy places the organism in Eukaryota, Metazoa, Echinodermata, Asteroidea, Valvatida, Acanthasteridae. Gene Ontology annotation, biological process: transcription by RNA polymerase II; transcription initiation at RNA polymerase II promoter.
UUGCUUACGAAGCUUAUGACGGGGUGUCAGACUCCUUUUCAGAGAGCAGCAAAAAUAAUUUUCGAAAGUAGGCCUAACUUGUAAAAAAAGUUGUAUGACUUGAUGGGUCUUUUUUAACGAAUAGUCAGCUUUUUGUCGACGUCCUGAAGGAGGUAUAUUUAAACAGUAUGGGAGACAAAGCUACAGUUGAUUUAAGUGGUUGUAGUAAUGGCCUGUGGCUCGUGAAGGUCCCAAAAUACAUAGCAGAGCGAUGGGAACAUUCUGAUAAUUCAGGAGAGAUUGGCAAGAUUAACGUUGGACAGCGAUUUGGCAAGCCAGACAUCCACUUCUCCAUGAAGUCGGAGCUAGCCACCAUGAAGCUGAAGGAAGGGGACGUAGAUUUGCCCACUGAGAACAAGUUCCAGGUCCUCAGCGCAUCCGACAGGACCCUCAUGGUGUUUUCCGAGGAGGUUGAAAAUGAUUUGGCAAUAGAGGGCAAAGUGGCGUCGCGGCUGGAGUGCAGACCGCUGGCCGACGACCGCUACAUGCAGAUGAAGAGGAAGCACAUCGAGAACGCCCACAAACCUACCAGGAUGACAAAGCUGGAAGAGAAAGUGGUGCACUCGUUCAAACCCAUCAUGAACCACUCCCACAAUGUCGAGUACGAGAGACGGAAGAAGGAGGAAGGGAAGAAGGAGCUGGACAAGAACAAAGUCCAGGACCUCCUGUUCAGCGCCUUCGAGAAACACCAGUACUACGCCUUCAAGGACCUGGUGCGGAUCACGCAACAGCCCACGCCUUACCUCAAGGAAAUCCUGAAGGAAAUUGGCAUCUACAACAUGAGGGCGCCGCACAAACAAAUGUGGGAGCUCAAGCCGGAGUACAGGCACUACGCCGAGGCUGAAGACAAAGAAGGCACUACGUAGUAGUCUGGUGCCUUGCUCACCCAAGAACACUCAUGUGACAAGCCGCCAUUUCAGGAGGCUUGUCUGAUUUAGACACUUUUUAGAUAUGUACCUCCGAAGAAUUCUGCAAGCAGGCAUCCCUGAUCUGUUGACUCAGGAGUGAUGAAUCUUGGGCAUUUCUGCCAUCCUAGAAGGAUAUGAAUUGAUUCAGAUGUGACCUGAGGUCAUUCAGCUGGUAUGUCAUCGAAAACAUCAUACACUGUCCGGAAGAGUAACCAUAUGUGCACUAGCUAAUGGCAUAGCCAUUUCUUGCUAUGGAACCUACGGUGUGGAAAAGUUUUGAGGUCACUGUGUAGCCUCCUCUCAAGACGAAACUGUGGACAAACUGGUGGCAUGCAAGCAUUCCAAUCUGAACCACAUCGCCAUGCUUGUGCACCUUCUUAAAGAUAUUUACGAUCACUUAUUAUUUUGCUGAAAUUAAGCGAUGUAGCCCAGUCCGUAGGCUUAACCUAUGAGGAAUGCUGUUGUCGCUGCUCUCUUCAAUAGUUCAUGACGUGAUGUUAGAGUGGGUGGAUUGACUUGUCAUGGCAGUGUGACAACGUGCCGUGGAAUUUAAAUAAUGAUUUCAGUUUGUGAGUUAUCGGAAGACUUGAAGUGAAGAAGCACACAAGGGACCUUAAGUCUGCAAACCAUUUAAUAUUGUUGGUGUUUGGAGUUAGAACCAACUCCACACCCGAAAAUACAUUUUGUCAUUAAAUCAAACACGCCAGUCUCUUGGUGAGAAAAAGUGACCAAUUUGAUGGAUAACGUUGUCACCCCUCGGUGUUCUGUGAGGCCCUCACAACAUGUGGAAGAAAUGGAAUAUUGUGUGUGGAGAUGGCACUUUGCCCCCUUGGAAAGAGAAAAAUUCAGGAAGAUGCAGUCGAGAGAUUCUUGGCCAGUGGGCACGAUGGAAAGUUAAUGUUGUACAGGAGCCCUCUUGAGGUUUAGGAAUACCCUUCACGGUGCUUGGAUUGUGGGAAGUAUCAAGGAUGCCUGUUUUUACGCUUUGUCAAGGCCCAAACAUGGUCCAUGUAUCUUUAGGCUUCUGUGGACUUAUUUUCAGGCUCUUUACAGGACGUCGACUGUCAUCCCUGAAAUGUGCCUCGUUGGCCGAGAAUCAUUUUUGAUAGAGAUCUGUCGGGGUAAUAGCAGUAAGCUUUUUUGUGUGCAACUUUUAGAAGGUGCUCUAAAUGGGCUAGUCACAUUGGCAAUGUUUUCCCAAUGAUCAUAAAUUCGCGUGUUUUGAUAUCGGUGCCAAACAAGAUUCGACAUGUACAUUAAUAAGCAGGAAGACUGUACUUGGAGAGAAACAGCAGAGCAGUUGGAUGCAGCCAGAAGUUCAAAGUCUGUAAAUAUAUUUGCAAAGUGGUGAUGAGUUUGACCAGAUUUGUUGGAUGGUUGUGUUCUUUAUUUAUUCAGAAAUCAAGCAACUCAAUGACUUGUCCACAUACAAACAAGAUAUAGUUGAUUCAUUCUGGGAUAUCCCCCAAAAGCCAAUUACACAGGCUUAUUUUCAUUGGCGUCCCAUCAUACCUCAAUAAAUGUACAGGAUUACAAAUGUACACGACAACAAAGACCAAUAAAUCAACAAUUGUUUCUCAAGAUGGAGCUCAAAAGAAAGAUAAACGUGCCAGAGCUGCAUUACCGAUGCUGUUGAGCUGCCACCACCAUUUCUUAGAUUUGUUCGAUCUUUACAAAUUUUUAAGAAGAAACUUUGACUAAAACCAAGUAGUUAUAAUCCUUACCAUUAGAUAGAAAACAAAGAUAGGGUGAUGGCCAGUUGGCCACACAAAUAAAAAAGGAUUAGAAGUGAA